Messenger RNA from Chilo suppressalis (striped riceborer), 2043 nucleotides. NCBI's taxonomy places the organism in Eukaryota, Metazoa, Arthropoda, Insecta, Lepidoptera, Crambidae. The record is from the annotation of a GenBank genome assembly.
AUGGGGUUCAUAUCCCAUUUAGCAGACUCGAUUCCCGGUUUGGGCCAUAUAAAGGGAUUAUAUCAUUACUUGAAUGGAGAAGAGGAAAAAGGUGAUGAAGCUAUGUACCAAUCCAGCAGAUCUUCUGGGGUCAUGGUAGGAAGUAUUUUUGGUGGCCCAUGGGGCGGCGUAGCCGCUGGCAUGGCCAUAGAUUGCACUGCCUCUGCACUUAUGGACGAAGAGAAAGGACUCGUUCGAUCUUGCAUGAACAUGGCCGAGGAUAUUUCUUCCAACACCAAUCCAGCGUAUUCUGUAAUGGAUGUAGGUUUUCAUGUGGGUUUUGACGCAUUAAGUGGCUAUGGAGGAGGAGCGAGUAAAUCAUUUUCGAGUGAGUUUGGGAAAAAUAUGAAAAGAAGUGUAACGCAAAGUAUCCAAAAAUCUGUGAGGAUUUCAGCAGCAGAGAUCGCUAAGAUGGGAGGUCGGCAAUCUUCGAAAAGACUUGCAACAGCAACUGCAGUGACAGUUUCUAAAGGUGUAUUAAAGGCUGCGAAAACGAGUCAGACAGAUUCUAAAUGUGUAUUAAUUGCUGCGAAAACGAGGCAACAUAGAGAACGUAAGAGAUAUUGGAAGGAGGAGCAAGAUAGUGAUAUGGAAGACGAGCAUCAAAGUGAAUGGCGGGAGUUUCAGCUGUGCAGGGAAUGUAAACACCAGGAAGAACUACGAAAAAGAGAGGAGCAACAUAGAGAACGUAAGAGAUAUGACGAGGAGGAGCAAGAUAGUGAUGUGGAGUUUGCGCUAAGAGAAGAGCAAGAUAGUGAUAUGGAAGACGAGCAUCAAAUUGAAUUGUCGGACUAUCAGCUGUACAAGGUCUUAGGUAAACGCCAGGAAGAACUACGAAAAUUGUGUGUGCGUGGAAUAAUACUAAGAGAAUUGAGUGGACCAGAACUAUUCCUAGGUAGAUCAAACUCUAUGUAUGAUCAAAGUGAAAAUAAACAAAACAAUCAAAGUGAACAACAGAAGUCUAAAAAACAAGAAGAAAGUAAAAAAAGGGAACAACGAGCUAAUAGUGAAAAACAAAACCGUAAUACUUCUGGAUCGACAUCUGUAUCCCCGCAACCACCGCAGCCACCGCAGGGCAACAAAGACAACAAUGAAAAAGGCAAAAAAAACAAUAAACUGACCUUCUUUGAGAACUUUCUGACAUUAUUAAGAAAAAUUUUGAACAUUGUGUACGGCAAAAAACGUGAACCUUUUUCUAUUCUAUUUCAAGAACUUUCAAAAGCAGACAAGAAAUAUUUAAAAAAAAUCCUCCAAACCCUAGUGAAUUCUAGUUCGCUAGAGGCGGUGAUUGAAUUAGUUAUAAGAAUGUUUCAACAACACUUCCCUCAAGAUAUCUCAUUCUUAAAUUUCAUUUCCCUCUUGGAGUUUACCCAAUCUUACGUUAUGGAGGAGGUAAAAGACCGCACUCUUAUUUCAAGUGGAACUGAGACAGCAGAGGCGAAAAUGACACCUAAAGAACGUCGUGAUAAAAUUAUCUUUGAGAUCGCUAGCGAAGAAGAUAUUGUUCAAAAAUUAUUUGAACAAUUUAAAGAACUAAAAAUUGAAAUCGAAGCUGAAACUGAGGCAUGGAACAAACAAUUUCCCAACUUUCGAGAUAUUUUCGCAGCGGUAUACCACUACUUCAAACACAGAAGAUUGCCCCAUGACGGGAAAAUACUUUCCGUCAAAGAAUAUUACGACUGGAUAAGGAAAUACUUAAAAGAAGUCGAGCAGACACAAAAAUUUACGAAACUAAAGCAAUCUAAUCGAACAUACGUUCAUCAAAUAUUUGAAUCACAAUUUCGUAGACGUUUCAAGAUUGUUCUUAACUGUCACGGAGAUGAAAUUGUUUUGACUGGCGAGCUGCCUUCCUUGGAGGUCUCUGGUUUAAGCCAAAAAGUCGGCGUGUCGUUAGUCGCAAUGACGCGCGACGCCGCCGCAGUAAUCCGCUCAGCGCCGUCGCAGAACCAAGAAAAGCGCUUCGGAUAUGACGACUUCGUGGAAAUACCGACGGGAUAUAGAUAG